Messenger RNA from Pelodiscus sinensis (Chinese soft-shelled turtle), 1161 nucleotides. RefSeq names its product olfactory receptor 51G2-like. Gene Ontology annotation, cellular component: plasma membrane. Gene Ontology annotation, biological process: G protein-coupled receptor signaling pathway. NCBI's taxonomy places the organism in Eukaryota, Metazoa, Chordata, Testudines, Trionychidae. Gene Ontology annotation, molecular function: G protein-coupled receptor activity; olfactory receptor activity. The record is from RefSeq and is a predicted model, not a curated record.
AUGUGGAAUGCAGGUGCAAAGAGCUUCUACAUCCACGGUGGCCUGGAUGGUGUUUCAAGAGAAUUAAUGAUAAUCUGUAGUUUUCUCAAGAAAUCGGUGUCUGGAAGGUCUCUACGAGUGCUGAUAGCACAGGGUCUGAUGAGAGAGUCAACGAAGGAAAAUUCAAAACUCCUUGCAUCUAUCCAGUACAUCAUGUUAGCUGUCAAUGACACCAAAUCCACUACUGCAGUGUUCCUUCUCACUGGGAUAGUGGGCCAUGAAGAUGUCUACCUCUGGAUCUCCAUUCCCUUGUGCCUUGUUUAUGCCAUUGUGAUAAUAGGAAAUACAGGUAUUCUGUUCAUCAUAAAAACAGAUCCAAGCCUCCAUGAGCCCAUGUACAUUUUCCUUUCUAUGUUGGCUAUCACAGACCUUGGCUUAUCAAUAACCACCAUGCCGACAACACUGGGCAUAUUUCUGUUUAACUCUAGAGAGAUCAGCCUUGAUGCCUGCUUUGCCCAGGUGUUCUUCAUCCACUCGUUUUCAUACACUGAAUCCUCUGUGCUCGUGUCUAUGGCCUUUGACCGCUUCAUUGCAAUCCGUGACCCACUGAGAUAUGCGUCCAUCUUAACCCCACUGCGAAUAGCCAAGAUGGGACUGGUGUGUGUGAUAAGAGGGGUGGCUUUACAAUUCCCAUUCCCCUUUCUCCUGAAACGCUUCCAAUACUGGCGAGUCAAUGUCGUCUCCCAUUCCUACUGUAUGCACAAUGAUGUCAUGAAGCUGGCUUCUGCGGACAUCACAGUCAACAAUAUCUAUGGCUUUUUCAUAAUACUCUCCACGGUGGGGUUGGACUCUUUGCUCAUCCUCCUCUCAUAUGUGAUGAUUCUCAAAACAGUGCUGAGCAUUGCAUCCCGCAUGGAGAGCCUCAGGGCCCUGAACACCUGUGUGUCCCACCUCUGUGCCGUCCUGCUCUUCUAUAUACCAAUGGUCAGUCUGGCUGUGAUACACAGAUUUGGAAAUAGCUCAUCUCAUUUGCUUCAGAUUUUCUUUGGAUACAUUUACGUGCUGGUGCCACCCCUGAUGAACCCGAUUGUGUACAGCAUGAAAAGCAAGCAGCUACGUGUGAGGAUCAUCAGGAUGUUCAGAGGAUCAAGGCAAGAUAUGACAGACAUAAUAAAACCAUAA